UGUACAUGUACACCCCACCCUGCACCACACACUAGACCAAUCCCCAUUAUCAAUAUCUCUCUUUUAACUGAAUAUAUUUGAAGUAAAAGCAAAGAAAACUCAUCAAACCUUCCAACCUUAUAGCAAUCAUGAUCCAAUCACAAUAAUAUUGUCUCAUAUGAUCUCCCCUUUCAACCUCUCAAACAAAUAUAAUACUAUUUCAAACACCAUGGAAAUAACACCAAAAUUAUCAUCAUCAGUCAUGGAUUAUCACUCCAAGGUGGAUUCUUCACGCCCUUUUCGCUCCGUCAAAGAAGCCGUAGCUAUCUUCGGUGAACGAUUCUUGGCUAAAGAAAUCUAUUCUCCAAAGCCAUUCAUGUUUCCAAAUCAAGAAAGUCCAUGGAAUAAUAACAAUUAUUCUCCUACAAGUGCUAAUUCUCAAGAAAAUAUUGUUACAAGUGCCACGUCAUGGAGAUCUUCUUCGUCACCAAGUCCUCCUCCAGAUUUGAACAACAAUGAUGAUCCUAUUGUUGUGGAAGCACUGAAGAAGCUAGAAACUGAGCUGGAAGAAACAAAGACCGAAUUGAAGCUUCUAAAAGCAAGAGAAUCCGAAACUGAAAUCGCGUUAGCUUCUUUAAACGCGGAGCUUCACAAGAACAUGUCCAAAUUGGCUCAAGCUGAAGCAACUCAUGCAGGUGCAAUGGCAGCGGCAAAAUCAGUGAAGCUCAACAAUAAUGAAGAUUAUGGUAAUAAGAAAAAGGAAGUUAGAUGGGAAUCAUCACCAACAUUAGCAGAGAUGUUAACUAUUGGAGAGACAGAUCUAGGUUUGCUUGGGAAGAACAAAAAGGAAAAAAAGAAGACAACGAAGAAGAAGCCUAUCAUUCCACUUGUGGCAGACUUGUUCUCAAGGAAAAAAACAUCUUCUACUAGUGUUGAUAAUCCACUUUUUACUUCUUCUCAUCUCUUCUGAAUUAGAGGGAAAAAAUAAAUAAAUAAGAACUAUCAUUACUUGAUGUAACUUAAUUUUUUUUCCUAGUUUUAUUGUUGAGAUUCAAGCUUGAGGAAAUACCAUCAUCUUUUUAAUU
Solanum dulcamara is the source of this 1064-nucleotide messenger RNA. RefSeq names its product WEB family protein At3g51220. Bases 158 to 949 code for a protein of 263 amino acids. The record is from RefSeq and is a predicted model, not a curated record. The transcript has 2 exons. Lineage: Eukaryota; Viridiplantae; Streptophyta; Magnoliopsida; Solanales; Solanaceae.